UAAAUGCUAUGUAAUGCGAACGGACUGAAAAGUGUCAACGGUGUGUGCAUUCUGCAAUUUUUUUUUUUGGUCGACAGUGCUUAGGAUUCAAAUCGCUUACCUACGGUUGUUUGCCCAUACCAACAUAAACAUGGCGACGUCGAAGACGACGAAUACGUACAACAGACAAAACUGGGAAGAUGCGGACUUUCCAAUUCUCUGCCAGACGUGUCUGGGCGAUAAUCCGUACAUACGUAUGACGAAGGAAAAAUACGGCAAAGAGUGCAAAAUUUGCUCGAGACCCUUCACGGUAUUCCGAUGGUGUCCCGGUGCUAGAAUGCGCUUUAAGAAGACAGAAGUCUGCCAGACGUGUAGCAAACUAAAGAAUGUCUGUCAGACGUGCCUUCUGGACUUGGAGUAUGGUUUGCCCAUACAAGUCCGAGAUGCGGCGCUGAAGCUAAGAGAUGAUUUGCCCAAAAGUGACGUCAACAAAGAGUUUUAUAUCCAAAACAUGGAGAAAGACUUGGCCAGAUCAGAUCCGGGCACUUUGAACUCUAAGUUAAAUGAACCCAACGACCUUCUAAUGAGAUUGGCUCGGACGGCGCCUUAUUACAAACGUAACCGGCCCCACGUGUGUUCAUUUUGGGUCAAAGGAGAAUGUAGACGAGGUGAAGAAUGUCCUUACAGGCAUGAAAAACCAACGGAUCCAGAUGAUCCACUGGCCGAUCAAAAUAUUAAGGAUCGUUAUUACGGAGUUAAUGACCCUGUGGCUGAUAAACUGUUGAAACGUGCGGCCGCUAUGCCUGUUUUGGAGCCCCCAGAUGACAAAACAAUCACUACUUUGUACAUAGGCAACUUAGGAAAUCUUUCUGAGCAAGAUAUAAGGGAUCACUUCUAUCAGUAUGGAGAAAUCCGGUCUGUGAGUCUAGUUGCAAAACAGCAAUGCGCUUUUGUGCAGUUUACUACAAGGGCGGCAGCUGAAAUAGCUGCAGAAAAAACAUUUAACAAACUCAUUUUGGGAGGUCGAAGGUUAACAAUAAAAUGGGGCAGAUCACAAGGGCGUACUGUGAUUACCCACCUAAGCAAUGAGGAAAUUUAUCCCGCAGUUCCCGGUUUACCCGGAGCCCUGCCAGAAAUCAGUAAUAAUUUCUUUAAUUUGGAACCGGGUCAUAUUCCUUUGCCGAGUAUGCCGCCCCCUCAGCCGAUCAUUGUGCCACCAAUGUUCGGGCCACCCCCGCUGCCGCCUUUCUUUUUUAGCACUCCUCAAUUGCCUCCGUUCCCACCUGCUGUCGCUGCUGCCACUACGUCGGUGGCGGGUCAAGGGGAAAGUGCGGUUAAACCUAGCGUUCAUUAUCCGUCGCAGGAUCCGUCUAGAUUAGGGGCCACCCAGGUGACGGCCCCAAAACAAGAUUAAGGAAAUAACCAGUUUAUUUUAUUUUCUUUUAUAAUUUUAUUAUUUAGAAUUUAAUUAAAGGGAAACGAUUUAGUUUACUAUAUUUUUACCUGCCAACAUUUGAUGAUCU
Messenger RNA from Cylas formicarius (sweet potato weevil), 1502 nucleotides. Its product is annotated as pre-mRNA-splicing factor RBM22. The record is from RefSeq and is a predicted model, not a curated record. The transcript has 4 exons. Lineage: Eukaryota; Metazoa; Arthropoda; Insecta; Coleoptera; Brentidae. Gene Ontology annotation, cellular component: U2-type catalytic step 2 spliceosome; U2-type catalytic step 1 spliceosome; Prp19 complex. Bases 131 to 1393 code for a protein of 420 amino acids. Gene Ontology annotation, molecular function: U6 snRNA binding; pre-mRNA binding; metal ion binding.